Molecule: messenger RNA, 375 nt
Organism: Molossus molossus (Pallas's mastiff bat)
Lineage: Eukaryota; Metazoa; Chordata; Mammalia; Chiroptera; Molossidae
Gene: CUNH17orf100
Product: chromosome unknown C17orf100 homolog
Exons: 1
Coding region: 1-375 (124 amino acids)
Source: RefSeq, a predicted model, not a curated record
AUGGCCUCACCCCUUCGAGGAAAGACCGCUUCGCCCCGGGUGGAAACCACCCGCCACAAAGAGACGUCGACGGUCCGCGUGGAGACCUCGUCCCACCGCGUGGAGACCUCCUCCCGACUGGUACACACCUACUCCCAGCAAGUGGAGACUUCCCCCGGUCGCGGUGAGGGGCCGUUCCAAUCCCACUCCGGGAAGAGGCUCCCUCGCGUCCUCGAGGUGUCCUCACAGCGCGUGGAAACCUCACAGCGCACAGAAACGUCCUCGCGCCACGUCAAGGCCUCGUCCCUGCGGGUGGAGACGUCUCUGCACCACGUGGAGAGCCCUCCCCGAAGGGACAAGCCAGCAACCAGCCGGAAUGUAAAAAUGUCCCGAUGA